AUGCAUAAUCCUUCUUUUUUCUGUAACUACAACACUGAAAAUCUUUCAAAAAACUAUCAAGUUCAUUACAUGGAAGAUCAUCAACCUAUCGUUCGAUCGGUUUCCCAACAACAAAAGCCAUUUACCACUAAGGAUCAUGAAAGCUACUCAAAUCUAAAGAAUAUUAUAAAUGUGCAGAAAUCGUGCAGCUACAUUAAUGAUAACAAUUAUGUGGUCGUGGAAGAUAUGCCGAUGAGCAAGAGAUCUUCGAAGAAGGACCGGCACAGCAAGAUCAACACGGCUCGAGGCCCAAGGGAUCGAAGAAUGAGACUGUCUCUUGAUGUUGCUAAGAAGUUUUUUAGGUUACAAGACAUGUUAGGGUUCGAUAAGGCGAGCAAUACCAUCGAGUGGCUGAUAAUGAAGUCAAAACCGGCUAUUCGAGAUCUAGUAAUUUCCCAACAACAACAUUCCAACAGCCAGAGAGCUGCUAGCUGCAGCCUUAUAACAAGUUUAAACAACAGUACUGGUGCAUCUUCUGGUUCAGAUUGUGAAGUUCUCUCUGACGACAUUGAUGAUCAUGAUCAAGCAAGUGUGAUAAAUAAUGAAAAUUUGAUCAUCACUUGCCCAGCUGGCAGGAAGAGUAGUGGUAACAAAGAGACGAAGAAGAAGCAUAGAGGAGCUAGGAAAAGUGUGUACAUUGAUCAAACACUGGCUAAACAAACAAGGGAAAAGGCAAGAGAAAGGGCUAGAAAGAGAACCUUUGAAAAGAGGAAUUUAAAGUUUGCUGCUAGUAGUGAUACAAGAGUACUAAUUAGACCGAGUUUGGAUAAGGUAAUCGAUCAAAAUGCCAACCGAUUAGGGUCUUGGAUUCCCUUUGGUGAAAACCAACCUCAGACAACUACUACUGAUCAUCAUCAGCAACCCGAAUAUAUUCCAAGCAGCUCAUCCCAUAGUACUCAUCAGUUUAAGCAAGCAGGGAAUAUCGCUGGCGAAAAUUCGAUGUCAAAUAACUGGAUGCCAUCCAGCUUGUUCAAUUAUCACAACAUUAAUCCUAUUCCUGGAUCAUCUUCUCAUGAGGUAAUAUAA
Molecule: messenger RNA, 1065 nt
Organism: Erigeron canadensis
Lineage: Eukaryota; Viridiplantae; Streptophyta; Magnoliopsida; Asterales; Asteraceae
Product: transcription factor TCP18-like
Exons: 1
Coding region: 1-1065 (354 amino acids)
Biological process (GO): regulation of secondary shoot formation
Cellular component (GO): nucleus
Molecular function (GO): DNA-binding transcription factor activity; sequence-specific DNA binding
Source: RefSeq, a predicted model, not a curated record